Tripterygium wilfordii is the source of this 946-nucleotide messenger RNA. RefSeq lists its product as uncharacterized. The record is from RefSeq and is a predicted model, not a curated record. Lineage: Eukaryota; Viridiplantae; Streptophyta; Magnoliopsida; Celastrales; Celastraceae. Bases 72 to 671 code for a protein of 199 amino acids. The transcript has 3 exons.
UGACGCUCCAACUCCGACGCUCCAAUCUUCCUCUCCGAUCGGCGCUCAAUCGAACCAGAGGGACUUUGGACAUGGUGACUAACAAAUACAGUGGGGGUUCUGUCGAACCAUGCAAGGUUGUAAGCAUGAAGGAGUGGGGUUUUGAGGAGAUGGGUUGGUGGUUGUCGGGUUUUGAUAUUGAUAUUGACAGUGUUUCAAUAUUGUAUCGGAAGCCUUGGAGGGCUCAAUGUCAUGGAUUGAAGUUGUUGGAGGAUGAAGAAGAGUAUAUUGAGAUGGGAUGGAUGGGUGUUGAGCAUGGAAGUGUGCAUGUGUAUGUUGACCACACCAAGACAUACACAUAUGAUGUUUAUAUGCAGAACAAAAAGAGUAAGAAGGAAUGUGCGUGGUGUGGGGAUGUUUUACAUCAGAAGUCGCCCAGUAAGGUGGAGGUGAUUAUUAUUGAUGAUGACUCUUCUUCUGAUGGAGAAGAAAAGGAAUCUGAAAUCAUUGCUAAGAAGAGGAAAACUGAAGUAAAUGCUGUGGAUGCAAGCCCGUCAAGUGUCCACAAAAUGGUAUUGAGGAAUAGAGAGAAAGGAAAGGAGACAGAUGCAAGCAUGGCAGGGGUGAACAAGCAUGAAAACUUUAGGUGUGUGGUUGGACUGCCAAGUAUGAGCUAUUGGGAGAAGAAAUAGACUACUAGCAUGGACUUUUGUUUGAAUGGGAAUAUGUAUUUAGCCUACUAGUAUGUAUUUUGUUGAACUGCCAUAUGUAUAUAGGCUACUAGUGAUGUUAGAAAAAUGUAAGGCCACUGCCAUAAUAUUUUGUUGGAUCUGGCAUAGUGUUUAGGCAUAGGGUCUGAAGGCAUGUUUUGUUUUUGUUGCAAAUGGCAUUGUUCUAUUGAUGGAACUCAUUUACACUAUAUUUAAUAUAACAAAGUUGGUGCUAGUGAUUUGCACUAUAUAUAAUA